Molecule: messenger RNA, 873 nt
Organism: Cynara cardunculus var. scolymus (artichoke)
Lineage: Eukaryota; Viridiplantae; Streptophyta; Magnoliopsida; Asterales; Asteraceae
Exons: 1
Coding region: 1-873 (290 amino acids)
Source: RefSeq, a predicted model, not a curated record
AUGGCUUCCAUGAAAGUAACGAAGCUGGAGCUUCAGAUGAUCAGCUGUGAGAAUAUCAUCAUGAAGUUAAAAGAAACCCUUCAGGUUCUAACAAUCACCCUUCUCAGCCUCCUCCUUCCUCUCUCCUUUCUUCUCCUAGCUCGUCUCUCCACCGCUUCUUAUCUUUUGUCCCUCAAUGGUGAUUUUCCGGCGGCUGAGCCACCCUCCCUGGUCUUCUUCUCUCUCCUCCUCAAAUACAUUCCACUCAGCCCUCUUCACCUACUCGUCUCCCUUGUCUGUAUUGCUUCCCUUGUUCACACCUUGAACGAUGGGCGGAUCACUUUCCCAAGCUUCUCCGUGUCACCGGCGACCACCGUGAGACCACGUCUGUACACGGCAUGGAUUGUUCUCUGCACAUUGCAAGUGUGUGUUGGGCUAGGGAUUGAAGGGAGCAUAGGGGCAGGAAUCGUGGGUGGCGGGUUUGGUCAAGAGAGCAAUUUGAUAUGCAGGAUUGUGUUUUUCUUGGGGUUGCAUGGGACGACGGUGUACUGGUCGAGGAUGAUAGUGAAGCCGGUGGUGGAUGAUACGAUGUUUGGUUAUGAGAUGGAGGAGAGGUGGAUGGAUAGGGUGGUGAUGGGGGUUAGUUUGGGUGGAUUGUGGUGGUGGAAGUUGAGGGAUGAGGUGGAGUCCCUGGUUGGGGUGACGACGGGAGUUGGUGUUGGGGCGGUAGAGUUGCUGGGGUGGUGGUUGUAUUACGUGGUGGUGACGAUUGGGAUGGUUAGGGUGGUGAAGGGUCUCAUUUGGUUCGGCGUUAUAUUGCUUUACCGGAAGGUAGAACAGACGAGUGAUGAUGUUGAUAAUGGCUCCUCACUUAGGGUUCAAGAAAAAGUCUGA